AUGUCUUAUAUUAUUAUUACACCAAAAUAUAUUAAAGUUGGUUGUGAUAACCAAAUUUUAGUUUCUGUUGCUACUGCAUAUCAACUAGUUCGAAAUUUUCGAUCUCGUGCCGGCUCGAUAAAAAUUACAUCAUUCGAAAGAGCAGAAAAAACUGAGUAUGGUGAAACACGUAAUGUUAUAUUAGCUGUUUCAAAAAAAUUUCCAAUUGGUCUUGGUAAAUUAAUUAUAACUGGUUCUGGUGGUCUUAAUUUUGAAGAAAAACGUGAUAUUAUUGUAUAUGAUAAUUGUCAUGUUAUUCUUGUACAAACGUCAUCAUCAACUUAUCGUCCACAUGAUACAAUGGAAAUUCGUGUUGUUGUCACUAAUGAAAAUCUUAUUCCAAUUGAAUAUGGUGAACUUAUUGUUGAAAUUUAUGAUGCUGUUUUUAAACUUGUUGGUGAAUUUCCAAAUGUUCCUAUUCAUUCAGGUCUUACUAAAGUUCUUCGAUAUCCACUUGCUGAACAUGUUAAUGUUGGUACAUGGCUUGUUUCAGCUACAAUUGGAAAUACAACAUCAUCUAUUGAAGUUAUUGUCUCAUGUCCAUUAAUACCAUCAUUUGAUGUCAAUGCUAUUUUUCAACGAUUUCUUCUUCGUAUAGAUGAAACACUUCGUGGUGUUAUUAAAAUCAAUGAUGAUCAUAAUGAACCAAUAUUUGGUCGUGCUAUAAUUGCUAUAGGUGAAUUAACUGAACAAGACAUUAAAUCAAAAAUGAAAAUGGGAUUAAAAGAAGUUAAACCCAAAAUCGAAGAAUGGUGUAAAUGA
This is a messenger RNA of Rotaria sp. Silwood1, 801 nucleotides long. NCBI's taxonomy places the organism in Eukaryota, Metazoa, Rotifera, Eurotatoria, Philodinida, Philodinidae. The record is from the annotation of a GenBank genome assembly.